AUGAUUGAAGGUAAGCGAAAACAUUACACAAUCGGCAGUUAUUGUACAAAGGCAAUCAAAUUUUGGCACAGAACCUUGGCGCAGGUGGAUUAUCCAAAUAUGUUCCGGAACGGAAAAGCAUCAUCUAGUUCGAAAUAUGUGUCUGUUAACGGUUACAUGUUAAAUAUGCUAACAGAUGUAGAGAAGAUAUUGGAAAAAGAAGAAAAAAGAAUAAACAACCUUAUUGAUAACUACAAACCACGAAAUAAUGGACAAGAUAACAUCAGAAACGACUUACGCAUGCUAAUACUGCUAUCUCGUCAAAUGUGGCACAUUACCUUCACAGUACGUCUUCGGAAACGCUACGCCCUAGGAUUUCCUCAGAAUCAAUUAGACGCCAAUUCUUCAAGAACAACUAAUUUUCUAUGA
Messenger RNA from Thelazia callipaeda (thelaziosis nematode), 408 nucleotides. The record is from the annotation of a GenBank genome assembly. NCBI's taxonomy places the organism in Eukaryota, Metazoa, Nematoda, Chromadorea, Rhabditida, Thelaziidae.